AUGAUUGUCUCUAUUCAAAUGAACGGAACUAAAGCAAACAUCUUUGCUAGCAUAGACAAAGGUUCCAUGAAUACUGUGGAUCCAGAAAGCUUUAACUUUAUCAAGAAUGCCACUAAAUUAAUGAAAGAGGUUUUAAGCGAACAUAGCGAUCUUCGCAAAUUCGUACCACACAUUGAGUCCGUCGAACAUAUAUUUCUAUCCAGUACUAUCGAUAUGUUUAAUGAGAACCGAGAUGGUAGACUUGAUGGUAUUUGUGUACUAAAUCAUGGCGAUUUUCAUGCAAAAAAUAUAAUGGUGCAAAAUGUGGAUGGCAAACUGAAAGAUCUCAUGCUGCUCGACUAUCAGAUUAGCAUAUUUGGUUCGCCAGCUAUUGAUCUACACUAUGCCUUCAUCAUGAUGUUCAGUCCAGAAAUGCGGCGAGAGCAAUUUGACGAAUUGUUGUAUUAUUACAUAACGAAUUUGCAGGAGACUCUACGCAAAGCAGAGUACAAGGGACGUAUUCCGACCAAUGUGGAAUUUCGACAAGAACUGCAGAAGCGCAGAUAUUGGGGACUCUUCUUACUUUUAUCCUUUUUGGCUUUCAAAUACACAUUUGCUGAUAAAAAAAGCGAUGUUGCCAAACUGAUUGAAAAUGCGGAGGCACAGAAGAACCAACUACGAGAUCCAAAGCUGCUGAAUGAGCUAAGAGAGCUUUUGCCAAGAUUUUUACACAACGGCUACUUUGAGUAUUAAAAUUAU
Messenger RNA from Anastrepha obliqua, 738 nucleotides. RefSeq lists its product as uncharacterized. Lineage: Eukaryota; Metazoa; Arthropoda; Insecta; Diptera; Tephritidae. Bases 1 to 732 code for a protein of 243 amino acids. The transcript has 4 exons. The record is from RefSeq and is a predicted model, not a curated record.